Echinops telfairi (small Madagascar hedgehog) is the source of this 3846-nucleotide messenger RNA. RefSeq names its product nitric oxide synthase 3 (gene NOS3). Gene Ontology annotation, biological process: nitric oxide biosynthetic process. Gene Ontology annotation, molecular function: heme binding; nitric-oxide synthase activity; NADP binding. Bases 1 to 3597 code for a protein of 1198 amino acids. The record is from RefSeq and is a predicted model, not a curated record. The transcript has 26 exons. Lineage: Eukaryota; Metazoa; Chordata; Mammalia; Afrosoricida; Tenrecidae.
AUGGGCAACUUGAAGAGUGUAGCCCAGGAGCCCAGACCACCCUGUGGCCUGGGCCUGGGCUUUGGGCUGUGCAGCAAGCAGGACCCAGUCUCGCCAGCCUCAGAGCCCAGCCAGGCGCCAGCACCCGUGCCUCCACCUUCGCCGGAUCACAGCCCCCCGUUAACCCAGAGCCCGGAGAGGCCCAAGUUCCCUCGCGUGAAGAACUGGGAAGAGGGGAGCAUCACCUACGACACCCUGAGUUCCCAGGCGCAGCAGGUUGGACCCUGCACCCCAAGACACUGCCUGGGCUCCCUGGUGUUUCCGAGGAAACUACAGAGCCAAGCAUCCCUGGACCCUGCAUCCCCUGAGAGGCUUCUGAGGCAGGCCCGGGACUUCAUCCACCAGUACUACAGCUCCAUCAGGAGGAGCGGCUCCCAGGCCCACGAGCAGCGACUUCAGGAGGUAGAAGCUGAGGUGGCAGCCACGGGCACCUACCAGCUUCGGGAGAGUGAACUGGUGUUCGGGGCCAAGCAGGCCUGGCGCAACGCCCCCCGAUGUGUUGGCCGCAUCCAGUGGGGCAAGUUACAGGUGUUUGACGCCAGAGACUGCAGCUCUGCCCAGGAGAUGUUCACCUACAUCUGUAACCACAUUAAGUAUGGCACCAACCGCGGGAACAUUCGCUCGGCCAUCACGGUGUUCCCACAACGCACCCCUGGCCGUGGAGACUUUCGCAUCUGGAACAGUCAGUUGGUGCGCUAUGCAGGCUACAGGCAGCAGGAUGGCUCUGUGCGGGGCGACCCUGCCAAUGUGGAGAUCACUGAGCUCUGCAUCCAGCAUGGCUGGACCCCAGGCCACGGCCGGUUCGAUGUGCUGCCCCUGCUGCUCCAGGCCCCCGAUGAGCCCCCCGAGGUCUUCCCUCUGCCCCCCGAACUGGUCCUCGAGGUGCCUCUGGAACACCCCACGCUGGAGUGGUUUGCAGCCCUGGGCCUGCGCUGGUAUGCCCUCCCGGCAGUAGCCAACAUGCUGCUGGAAAUUGGGGGGCUGGAGUUCCCCGCGGCUCCUUUCAGCGGCUGGUACAUGAGCACUGAGAUUGGCACUCGCAACCUGUGUGACCCCCACCGCUACAACAUUCUAGAAGAUGUGGCCGUCUGCAUGGACCUGGACACACGGACAACUUCGUCCUUGUGGAAGGACAAGGCGGCUGUGGAAAUUAACUUGGCGGUGCUGCACAGUUACCAGCUGGCCAAAGUGACCAUUGUGGACCACCAUGCUGCUACAGCCUCCUUCAUGAAGCACCUGGAGAAUGAGCAGAAGGCGAGGGGCGGGUGCCCAGCUGACUGGGCCUGGAUCGUGCCCCCUCUCUCUGGCAGCCUCACACCUGUCUUCCAUCAAGAGAUGGUCAACUAUUUCCUGUCCCCGGCUUUCCACUACCAGCCAGAUCCCUGGAAGGGAAGCACAGCCAAGGGCACAGGCAUCACCAGGAAAAAGACCUUUAAGGAAGUGGCCAACGCAGUGAAGAUCUCAGCCUCGCUCAUGGGCACUCUGAUGGCAAAGAGAGUGAAGGCAACCAUCCUGUAUGGCUCGGAGACCGGCCGGGCGGAGAGCUACGCCCAGCAGCUGGGGAGGCUCUUCCGCAAGGCUUUCGAUCCCAAGGUCCUGUGCAUGGAUGAAUAUGACGUGGUGUCCCUGGAGCAUGAGACGCUGGUGGUGGUGGUGACCAGCACGUUUGGAAAUGGCGACCCACCCGAGAAUGGCGAGAGCUUUGCGGCUGCGCUGAUGGAGAUGUCCAGCCCCUACAACAACUCUCCUCGGCCGGAACAGCACAAGAGUUACAAGAUGCGUUUCAACAGUGUCUCUUGCUCAGACCCCCUGGUCUCUUCCUGGCGGCGGAAAAGAAAAGAGUCCAGUAACACAGACAGUGCUGGGGCGCUGGGCACCCUCCGGUUCUGCGUGUUCGGGCUGGGCUCCCGGGCAUAUCCUCACUUCUGUGCCUUCGCGCGUGCUGUGGACACUCGGCUGGAGGAGCUGGGUGGAGAGCGGCUGCUGCAGAUGGGCCAGGGGGAUGAGCUGUGUGGCCAGGAGGAAGCCUUCCGCGGCUGGGCGCAGGCUGCCUUCCAGGCCUCCUGUGAGACUUUCUGUGUGGGAGAAGACGCCAAGGCUGCCGCCCGGGACAUAUUCAGCCCCAAGUGGAGCUGGAAGCGCCAGAGAUACAGGCUGAGUGCCCAGGCCAAAGACCUCCAGCUGUUGCCAGGCCUGAUCCAUGUACAUAGGAGGAAAAUGUUCCAAGCGACGGUCCUUUCGGUGGAGAACCUGCAAAGCAGCAAGUCCACCCGGGCCACCAUCUUGGUGCGCCUAGACACAGAAGGCCAGCAGGGGUUACAGUACCAGCCAGGGGACCACAUAGGCGUGUGCCCGCCCAACCGGCCCGGUCUCGUCGAGGCCCUGCUGAGCCGUGUAGAGGACCCACCACCACCCACAGAAGCUAUCGCAGUGGAGCAGCUGGAGAAGGGCAGUCCUGGUGGUCCACCCCCCGGCUGGGUGCGGGACCCCAGACUGCCCCCGUGCACGCUGCGCCAGGCUCUGACAUUCUUCCUGGACAUCACAUCCCCACCCAGCCCUCGCCUUCUUCGACUGCUCAGCACCCUAGCUGAAGAGCCCAGCGAACAGCAGGAGCUGGAGGCCCUCAGCCAGGACCCCCGGCACUAUGAGGAAUGGAAGUGGUUCCGCUGCCCCACGCUACUGGAAGUGCUGGAGCAGUUCCCAUCGGUGGCCUUGCCCGCCGCCUUGCUCCUCACCCAGCUGCCCCUGCUGCAGCCCCGGUACUACUCAGUGAGCUCAGCACCCAGUGCCUACCCGGGGGAAGUCCACCUCACAGUAGCUGUGCUGGCAUACAGGACCCAAGAUGGGUUGGGCCCACUGCACUAUGGCGUCUGCUCCACCUGGCUGAGUCAACUCAAGACAGGAGACGCUGUGCCCUGCUUCAUCAGGGGGGCCCCCUCCUUCCGGCUGCCGCCUGACCCCAGCUUGCCCUGCAUCCUUGUGGGACCUGGCACGGGUAUUGCCCCCUUCCGGGGAUUCUGGCAGGAGAGGCUGCACGACAUUGAAAGCAAAGGGCUGCAGCCUGCCCCCAUGACCUUGGUGUUUGGCUGCCGAUGCUCCCAACUGGACCACCUCUACAGUGAGGAGGUGCGAGACGCUCAGCAGCGCGGGGUGUUUGACCAAGUUCUCACCGCUUUCUCCCGGGAACCGGACACCCCCAAGACCUACGUGCAGGACCUCCUGCGGACUGAGCUGGCCUCCGAGGUGUACCGCGUGCUGUGCCUGGAGCGUGGCCACGUGUUUGUCUGCGGCGACGUCACCAUGGCGACCAACGUCCUACAAACGGUGCAGCGCAUCCUAGCGGCGGAGGGGGAAAUGGAGCUGGACGAGGCCGGCGACGUCAUCGGCGUGCUCAGAGAUCAGCAACGCUACCACGAGGACAUUUUUGGGCUCACCCUGCGCACCCAGGAGGUGACCAGCCGCAUUCGCACCCAGAGCUUUUCCUUGCAGGAGUCGCAGUUGCGGAGCGCAGUACCCUGGGCGAUUGACCAGCCUGGUCUAGACAUCCCCUGUCCUUGAGAGCCCUUUUGCUUUCUACGCCAGCCUUAACUUAGGCCACUCUUUUUCUCCCUUGCCGAGGUGUUUGCCCACAUCUUUCUGGGGUCUGCAGAAAAUCGGCCAUAUUCCUGGAAAAUGCCCCCUCCCGUCCCCGGGGGGUUGGACUACGGAGCCCUGGGGGCCUCGUGGGUUAUACAUAGGGCUGCUAACCGCCAAGAUCAGCGGUUGGAAACCACCAGCUGCUCGUCUGGAAAAAGAUGAGCCUUCCUA